Paraglomus brasilianum is the source of this 2250-nucleotide messenger RNA. NCBI's taxonomy places the organism in Eukaryota, Fungi, Glomeromycota, Glomeromycetes, Paraglomerales, Paraglomeraceae. The record is from the annotation of a GenBank genome assembly.
AUGCUGCAGACAGAAAUUUUCGCCAGAGGCCUAUUAGGGAUAACUUCUUGGACGCUUAUCGUAGGGGUUCUCUUAUUUAGCUAUGCUUAUCUCAUUCGGCUUGGGAGAACAACUACAAGCAAGGCUCUACGGGGAAUACGAGCUAAUGCCACCAACAUUAGAGAGUACGUUGACGGCUUAGUUGCCGAUCCUCUCGCUGCUAGGAAGAACCUGGAAUUUUGGCAAGAAGUUUACACGGUUACAUUGAAUGAUGGCCAAAAACUCAUUGUGAAAAGAUCGGCUUACAGAAUUAAUUAUUUUCGUAUUUGGAUUCAAGAACGGGGUUUUUGGUGGCUGGUCAGACAUAAUACUCGUAACGCCACAGUUGCUUCGAGCGUGGAACAAGCCGCCUUAGCGGAUAUUUAUUUAAAGGCAUGUGAUCAUGGUUCUCGGUGCUAUGGACUACAAGUAAUAAUAUCCAAAGCACUGAAGACCUACAUAGAAAACGCCGUUCCUCCUUUGAAACCACGCGAACAGAUGGAAUUCGCAAUCAAUUUUUUAAGAGGAGUUGGCUAUUUUCAUUCGAAAAAAAUUCCAAUGAUGAAUCUUAGUUGGGAGGAUAGAAAUUUUGCCGAGAUAUUGUCCAAGGUUGGGACUGUACUUCCGUGGGAACAGUACAGUAUUAUAGUUACGGUGAGACAUGAUGCUGGUAUAAUCGUCUCAUUAGACAUCAACCUCAAAGGUCGUAUUAAGCUCUUGAGAGAUCGAGCUAAAUACGAAUUUGACGAAGCGCUCGCUCGUAUCCGGAAGCGGCUGAGAAACUUCACGAUAGACUCCUCCUCAGAUGAAGAAGAGAACACGAAUUGGAACGAAAGGACGAAGACUAUUGAUACCAGCGGGGAUGAGAAGACUGUUGAAGUUGCGCAACAAUUGCUGGAAGAAUACAAUCGACAACGAUUCCAGCAAGGCAAGAAUGUUGCCAUAAAGCUAACAGAAUGUCUUGCUCAACAAGCGAGACGCCCUAUUCAGGUUGCACUACAUGAUUCGGCGGUGAUACUUUCAAGCGCGUUCGAAAGACGCGUCAAGAAAUUGGGUGAAGUUCGCAAGGCACUGGCUGCCCAAGUGCUUGCUUCCAAAUUGGGUAACAUUGACGUGAAGUGUUUUGAGCACAACGGGGGCUUCCUCUCCUUUGCUUCUCAGAACAGUUUGCAUCGCUAUCUUUAUGUCCAUGGACAUGAGUUGGGCCUCGAUGGAAACGCAAUCUUCAUAAUGUUUGAGGGUCAAUAUCGUCCAUGGAAUGAAAUUCGGCCACUUAUACGGUAUGCAGAACCUGGUUCGUCUGUAAUGGCGGGACAGUAUUCGCGCCUUGGGAUAAUCAAUAAGGGAGUCUAUGAGUGGACAUCCCUGGAGCCUUUUCUUAUAUCUCCAACCCCACCUCCUUGGGGGAAUCGGUACUUAUUAGAAAUAUGUUCCUGGAUAGUUGGGAAACCUCGCUUGACGGGAGAUCACACAUGGUUUCGUUUGAAGACGCCACGUGGGGAAUGGUAUUCCGUUGGGCAAUACCGGCCCUCUAAGAGAGGGUUCCACGAGCAGUUCGUCUUUCCUCUUCAGUCGCCAGACGUGUCGGAGUUCUGGCGGGGGAACUACACUGUUCUAGCCGUGGAAAUCACGGCAGAAGAAUUUGAAAAAAUAAAACUUAAAGUUGAGGGUGACCAAAGAGAUAAGGAACAUACAUACCAGGUGUUCCAAUGUAAUUGCACCUUUUAUGCGCGCGAUGUAGCGUUAUUGGCAGGUAUUGAUUUCCCAAGUUCUAUGCCAAUUAUCGGCCUCAUCGUCCGUGACGAAGAAUUUCUGGAGAAAAGUCGAAGGUUGCUCAAUAAUCCACAUACUCCUCGCUGGGUGAGACCGUUCUUAACUCGGGUGUGGGCCAUUUUAUUCAAUACUUUCGGGUUGUUGUGGGGUUCCGGGGUGAUAGACCGGGAGAUACGAGAGGACCCGAAAUUACAAGAUGUAGAGCCGUUUAUCAGGGGCUUCAGAGAUUUGUCCGACCCACAGAAGGUCGUGGCCUAUCAUCCAUUCAUACUUGGUCAUUACGUUCGGAACGAAGUUGAAAGCUGGCGGAGUGAGAAAAUAUCAAAACUGCAUCUCCAACGAGAUGCUCUCGUAAACCUCGAGCCAUCAUCAGCAAAGACUCGUGCUAUUGAAGAAAUCGACAAGGAAAUCGAUAACAUACAAUAUGACCUUCCUGAGAAAUUUCGUAAUCAAGCCUGA